This is a messenger RNA of Triticum turgidum subsp. durum (durum wheat), 900 nucleotides long. The record is from the annotation of a GenBank genome assembly. NCBI's taxonomy places the organism in Eukaryota, Viridiplantae, Streptophyta, Magnoliopsida, Poales, Poaceae.
AUGGCGAAGCAGAAGCUGCGCCGUCUCGUGCGAGGACCACGCAGGGCCGCCGGCGAGGACCGCCUAAGCGCCCUUCCAGACGAGCUGAUCGGCCUCAUAGUGGGCAGGCUGGACACCCGCACCGCGCUCUCCACCGCCGUCCUCGCUAGGCGCUGGGCGCGUAUUCCACGUGACCUGCCCGCUCUCGACUUCAGGGUCAGUGACAUACUCCCGCUAGAGUACGAUCAGGGUGUCGCUCUCCGCCAGGACCUGCCGCCUGACACGGCCAUGGCCGGGAUGCUCGAUGGUUUCUUGGCGGGCUGCGAGAUGGGCAGCACGAGGGCGUUGGCCGACGGAGUCACCAGCUUCUUGGCAGCCGAUUGUGACGGCGACGCACGUCGGCGCGUCAAGACCCUCCGGCUCGAGUUCUUCCCCACGGAUCAUGGCGGCUGCAUCGAGCGCGUGGCCGCGUCCACGCCCGUCGCCGUGUACGAGAGGCUGUUCAGCGACCUCACACGGCUUCAGGUGCUGCAUCUCAUAUCAUGCAGCUGCACGGCGGACCUCCAUCAUCUAGUGGUCGACGCACCGGGUUCAGCGAUGAGGGAGCUCGUCGUGGAAGAAUGCGCGUUCUCAAGAAUCACGGUGCGCGCCCUCCCAAUGCUCGCCCGCCUGGCGUGCAUAGGCACAACCGUGGUGCUCAGGCUCGACUCCGUUCCGAACCUCACGCAGGUGAACCUCACAUUCUGGGGGAGCAAGAAACCCUCGAACUUCCUCGGGAAGGCCCCAGCUGCGACGACGAGCCUCGUUCUCCGCUUCACCGGGCCAAGUAGAUGGGUGGUGCCGAUUCACCUGACCACGCCGUUCCUCGGCCUGAAGAGGCUCCUCGUCGCCGACCUACCUUCGAAUUGGGACGUCUCGUGA